CUGUCGGCAGAGGAUGAGAAGAUAUUCACCACAUUCUACAUGAAGAUGAAUGGACAGUUCACAAAUGUGCAGUACAACACCCUCAACUUCACCUAUCCUGAUGUCUUCUAUGAUCUCCCCUAUAUUGAACGAUGCAUUCAACAUGUCUCUGGAAUGAAGCCCAUCACUUAUGAUUGCUGCAUCAAUUCCUGUGUGGCAUACAUAGGUGCCCUUGCCAAACUCAAGUGUUGUCCACACUGCAGUGAACCGAGGUUCAAGAUGAAUGGCAAGCCUGCACAGCCAUAUCAUUAUCUACUGAUCAUUCCUCAGCUUCAAGCUCAAUAUGCUAAUGUG
This is a messenger RNA of Dacryopinax primogenitus, 333 nucleotides long. RefSeq lists its product as uncharacterized. The record is from RefSeq and is a predicted model, not a curated record. The transcript has a single exon. Lineage: Eukaryota; Fungi; Basidiomycota; Dacrymycetes; Dacrymycetales; Dacrymycetaceae. The annotation marks the transcript as partial.